Perca flavescens (yellow perch) is the source of this 1247-nucleotide messenger RNA. RefSeq names its product meteorin-like protein. The coding region runs from base 1 to 822 and encodes 273 amino acids. Gene Ontology annotation, molecular function: hormone activity. NCBI's taxonomy places the organism in Eukaryota, Metazoa, Chordata, Actinopteri, Perciformes, Percidae. The record is from RefSeq and is a predicted model, not a curated record. The transcript is spliced from 4 exons.
AUGUCGCUACCAGGAAGACCCGGUUUUGCCGCUGGUGUGGACUCCAGGAUUGUCCUCCAGGUGCAGUUGCGCUGUACAGAGGGCUCGGUGAGGUGGAUAUACCCUGGCCAGGCUCUCCGGGUGGUCCUGGAGCCCAAUCUGUCCUCCUCCCAGAGCACCACUGUCUGCAUCAAACCGUCUCCCUCUUUCCGUGGAGCCAGCGUGUUCAUUGAACGAGCCGGGGAGCUGGAGCUGCUGGUGACAGAGGGCGGGCGGCCCGAGCAGCAGGUGUUCUGUUUCCGGGCAGAUGGUCCGCACAGGCCCGUAAUCUACCUCCAGUCCAGACCGCAGAGUGAUGGACCCUGGAGCAGACGCACGAUGGGCUUCAGAUAUGAGCUGCUGGGCAACAGGACUGCUCUCAACGUGGGCCACAGCGGGCUUCAGGCUUCAUGCCGACCCUGCAAUGACACAGAACUCCUCAUGGCUAUCUGCAACAGUGACUUUGUGGUCCGAGGCCUCAUCGAGAAAGUCUCCCACGACUCUGAACAUCAGACGUCGCUGGUGGAGGUGUCAGCAGCAAGGGUGUACUGGCAGCGCAGUGGAGUGUUUGAGCAACAAGCAGCUGCCUCUGGGUCACCUCGGUCCGUCCCGUCUUGGCGUGGACACAUCCACACACUCCUGCAGUGCCAUGUGAAGCCUGGGGAUGGAGAGUUUCUCUUCACAGGGUCAGAACACUUUGGGGAAGCUUGGUUAGGGUGUGCCCCACGAUACAAAGACUUCCUGUUUGUCUACCAGACUGCCUGGGCAGCACGACGGAAUUCCUGUGACUUCCCUUUAGACUGAGGAAGUGUGUUGUUUUAGCCCUACUACUGAAGCUGGCCAGUCUUUAUCCACAGGCAUCCUCACCCCUAUCCUGGCACUGUGGGAUCCCUGUGAUGUUGUCGUGUGACAGCAAGGUGGUAUCCAGCAUCAACAGCAUGGACAAAGCUAUUGAAUUGCUGGUAAAAUACACAUUUGGAGGAGCUGAGCAGAAGCAAACAGCAGGGCCUCCUGCCCAGAGGCCCAGAGAGGACCGGCCUUUGUCUCCCUCCCAUCAGUGCCCUCAGUCCUGGGAGACCGAGAAGGGGUUGGGUUGCUGCUCUCUCUUUGUGCUUCUCCCCACAUCAACCGUUGUUCACUUUGCUGGCUCUGUGUGACAAUUGCCCCCUUAACUGAGGUGGGAGGGAAGACUAAAGCACGGCCAUUCAUAAUCGCCAGUUUGUCCCAUA